Molecule: messenger RNA, 5213 nt
Organism: Diorhabda carinulata
Lineage: Eukaryota; Metazoa; Arthropoda; Insecta; Coleoptera; Chrysomelidae
Exons: 10
Coding region: 428-3394 (988 amino acids)
Source: RefSeq, a predicted model, not a curated record
AGCAUUUUGCAGCAGAACCGGUAUUCGUAAUAUGCCAAAUUAUUUCUUUAAACAGCUGCUGUUACGGUUGAAAAUAGCCUGGUUUUAAUCAGGUUCUUGUCACGUAAUAAGAACCUUCUGGUUCUUUUAUUCGACUCGAAGAAGAACAAUAGUCGACUGUCGGUUCAUUUUAAGCAUUUAACGUUUUGUAAUUUUUUGACAGCAGUCUGUUAUGUUUUAGCGAACCACAUGCUGAAUUUAAAAUAAACUACAAGCAAAAGUGAAUAGACAGUUUGAUGGUGCUUUUAACUCUAAAAUGCGUGAUUUUAUAGUGUUUUUAUAAAAUGUAAGUGUUUAAUAGAUAUAUUUUUAAACGUGGAUUCAGUUAACUUUAGGAAGUAACCGAUAUGGUCGCAUAGAACAGUUGUGUAGACAUCUUUACCAAAAGAUGUCGACUCCUUCUCCCGAUCCCCAAAAAGGGGAAAUCAACUACCAAUCGAGCGAAACCAGCGACCGCGUUCUUCUCACUCACAUCCAUACGUGUACCUGUACGGAAAAACCGUUAACGGAACCAUCUACUAACUCACGUUCGGGGAACCUCCAACAAAUCGUAAAUAAUAGUCAUGGAUCUAAUCACAUCCAUACUGUAGCACAUAGCCAUUCACCAAAGAUAACACAUUCCUCCAAAAUGAAAGGGGGUAAUUGUAAUUGCCAUAAACAAGAAGACUGUGAAGAUAUCGCAGAGUUCGAACAAACGGAUCAGGUGAGGAAGACUGACGCUGACGAUAGGAUAGAAGUUUCGCCAUUACCGCCCGCCCUGCCGCCACGACCACCCCCCAGACCAAGGUAUGAUGGAAGUCUCGGGUCGAGGUAUAGACCAAGAAUAUCGAGUCAUAGCGGAGGAGGUCUCAGGAAAUAUGUCAUAUGCUGUUGCAUUAGCGGAAGCGUUACCAUACUUAUUGGAGUUUUAUUUUUGGCUGUAUACUUUUUACUUAGAUCGUAUACCUCGACUUUGGUCUAUUUCGAAACCGUACCAACAUUUGUGCCUGCAACUAUGUUGAUACUAACUGGAAUUUGUGUUAUGAGUUUAGCGAAGAGGAAAAACAGAUACAGUUUUUUGAUAAAAAUUUGCGGCGUUUCCUGUCUAGUAUGUGCCUUAACUUGUGUAUUGGUCACAAUAACAACAACUGUUAUUCAUAUGAAUCGGUUACAGACUUUAAGAGAAUGCGUUUAUACCCAAAAAACUAAAACUUGUACCUGCUACUCGGUUUUGUUAGAAGCUCACGCAGCAACUGAUGAAGGAAUGAGAUACGUUUUCGAUUCAACUCCAGACUGCGAAGUUAUACACGGAGCUCUAUAUGCAUGUCUCAGAGCCAUGUUCGGAUUAUCCGUUACUGGAAUAUUAAUUUGUAUUUUUUCUUGUAUGCUAGUCUACCAAUUACUGAGUCACGAAAAAAAGAAAAUGUAUUGGGAACAAUUGGAAUUGCGGUGUAGAUCGUUCUAUCAACAACACUCGAGACCUUCCAGUAAUCAUAGUUCUGUUAGAGGUCCUCCGGUACCACCUUCUACCUAUUGCAGUUGCUGUGAUGAAUGCAGAUAUCCUUCCAUACCGGCAGGACCACAUGUGUAUCCUUGGGAUAAUCAUUUGAAUCCAGAUAGGUUUUGGACUCCAGGUCGCGUCGGAAAUUUUUAUUCCCCUAAUCCGGAAGAUGGUACCACUAAUAUUCCGGACGAUCAUACAAGGGUCAGACCAUUAAGCGGGUGGAGUUGGAGACGAUUACCUUGGAGUAGGAGUAAUGUUUCACAAAACAACUCCCGAAGGGACGGUCCAAUGACUUACCAAGAAGGUGUAAGUAGUGCCGAUAGUCAAUACGGUUUUAGUCAUAGACCAGGGGGAGACAAUAAUUUACAAGAACAAAUGACGGGCUCCACUGGAUCUUAUAGUAUUUUAGAUAAUCGACCACCGAUUGGAGGGGUGUACGUAUGGGGUCCUCCGCCGCCAUAUUCAAAUCCAAAUUCACCAGCUAGAAGGCCUAUGCAAUCACCUAGCCGGUAUCAUCACAUUCACCAUCAUUCUCACGGCCACGAGUCCCAUUGCCAAAUGAACGAGAAUAGUCAAUUGCAUAGAGGCUCUCGACGUAUGAGACCGCAUUUUAAUAACAAAGAUAAUUACGAGAAUACAACGGAACCAGAAAUUCAUCGAGUUAAUGACAAUAACGAAAGUACAGAUACUUCUAGUUGUAUAGACAGGAUAUCCCAUACAUUACCUGUUAGAAAAAUGAAGAAACGAACUGAAAUGGCCUCGGUGAAGUCGAACGUACAACCAACUACACGAACCAACGUCCAAACCGUCUUCAAUCAAAAUAAUCAAGAAGAGACAAAGGAAAACGAACACGGUUAUCAGGAAUCCAAUAUGUCCGAAUCCAAACCAAACGAAAAUCCUAAUUGUAGAUUUCUACCGAGGUUACAAGGAGUGGAAAACGCCGCUUUCCAAAAACAAGAAAACAGUCCGCGGAAACCUGAACCCAGCGAAUCCGAAGUAUAUUUCGCCGACGUGAGCAGUUGUUGUAACAUAUCCGUUAGAAACGACGGUCAAGAUUCCUCGCUUUACGACGAAGCUAUGGAAGCCCAAAAACCUCGUUUGAUUUCGUUACAAAAAACCGAUCCCAAAGACGUCAAUACCAAUCAAUUAUUACAAACGUUUCAAGAAAAUAUCUCUUCUUCGACCGUAACCGAAGACGAAGAUUAUUUAGCACAUAGAAUGGGUAAUAGACAAAUGUCAGUUAGAAGUAGGAUGCCUUUUCCUUUACCAGAUACCAACGAUAUGGAAUUUAACGCCGAUUCUUGUCUACAAUUAUUACCUAAAGAUAUAUCCCAAAAUAGUUUAUGUAGCAGCGUUCAAACACCCUUAACGGAAACUACCGACGAUACGAUUUCGCCGGACGAAUGUUGCAGUUAUUUCCAAGAGAAAUCGUGCGAACAAACCCCCAAGCAUCGAGGAUUCCCCGAACAUUAUCUAGCGCCGGACGCCCAAUACGAAAUAAUCCCCGAACAAGAAAAUUACCACCAUCAGAAUACGAGUAAUUUGACGAAUACGAUAUCGGGAUUGUCGUACGAUCAAAAUUACUACAAUCAAAAUAAAAUGAAUUUUUCAUAUAAUUCCGGAAAUAAGAACGUCCCCCCGAAAACUUUGAAUCUCAAUCAACAAUCGAGGAGGAAUUUGGGAUCGAAUAUAUCGGCUUUGAUACAGAAUUUGGGAGGAAAUACCGGGGGGUUACUUUACGGGGAAGCUACCACCGAAGAUGAAACUACUCAAGGACAAGGAUGUCAUAGCGACGGUACGAUGGAUUCGGGAUGGCAAAGCGGAUCGGAUAAAGCGGAUAAUAGAAAGAAAGAAGAUGAGGAUGUGCAUUAAAACCGGUAGAGAAAUUCGGGUUUAAUCAUUUCGGUUUUGAUACGAAAUUUUUUUUUGGGGUGAGGGGGGUGAACACCGCGGGUUUCUUUGAAGAAAUGUAACUACCGAAGAUGAAACUCGAUGAUUAGGUCGGUAUUAUGGAAUUCGAAUGGAAAAGCGAAUGGGAAAAACUUAUAAUAAAAAUGAAACGGUGAAGAUGUAUAUUUAAAUCGGUUAAAAAAUUGGUUUCAUUAUAUUAGUUUCUAUAUUAAAUUUAAGUUUCUUUACGAAGAUGAAACUAAUUCAAAAAAAUAAUGUUAUAGUGAUGUUAUAAUCGAUUUGAGAUGGAAAAACUUUUGCAAAAAGUGAAAAUUAUUGAAAAAAAAAACGAUGAAAAUGCACAUUUCCGCUUCUAUACUAAAUUUAGAAGGAAACACCGCCAAGUUUCUUUAUGGAGAAGAAACUACACAAGUAAAAUAAUCUCAUAAUGAUGUUACAAUGGAUUUGAUAUGAAAAAACACUGAAAAAUAUAAAAAAAUAUGGAGAAAAUGCUCAUUUCCGCUUCUAUACAAAUUUAGAAAGAAACAAAGUUGAGUUUCUUUAUGGAGAUUAAACUACUAAAGGACAAAGAUGUUCUAGCGACAUUACAAUGGAUUUGGGAUUGAAAAACAGUUGAAAAAAGCAGAAACUGUAAAAAGUGAGGUUAAAAAUAACAUUUUAGCUUUGAUAUAAAAGAUGAGAGGAAACACCGCCGAGUUUCGUCAGGGAGUGGAAGUGGAUUUGGAGUGGAAAAACAGUUCGAAAACUUUAAAAAAGAACGAUGAAAAUGCAUUUUUCAGCUUUAAUAUUAUUAAAUUUAGAAACACAGGCGAGUUUCUUUAUGUGAAUGAAACUACUAAAGGACAAGGAUGUUCUAGUAACAUUACAAUGGAUUUGGGAUGGAAAAACAAUUCGAUAAAACAGAAAACUGGAAAGAGUGAGGUAAAUAAUGAACAUUUCAACUUUAAUACCGUAUUUUAAUAGAAACACCGCUGGGUUUCUUUACAGAUGAAACUACUCAAGGAAAAUGAUGACCUAGCGUCGUUACCUUGAACUCAAAACCAAUCAAAACGAGCGGAGAAUCUGAGAAACUGACGAUAAAGAUGAACAUUUCAGUCUCUAUACAAAAUUUAAGAGAAAACAUCGCCGAGUUUAUUUAUGAAGAUGAAAAUACACAAGGAAAACAUGUUUUAGUAACGUUACCAUCAGUUUGAGAUGGAAAAACAGUUCAAAAAGCUGGAAAUCAGAAGAACUAAUGACAAACAGAAAAUUUUCAGGCAUUAUACAAUAUUUAAGAGGAAACACUGUCGGAUUUCUUUACAGAGAUGAAACUCCUUAAGGUAAAGGAUGUUUUAUCGUCGGUAACUUGAAUUUGAGAUGAAAAAAUAGUUCAAAAAAGUGAAAAAUGUGAAAAACUGUCGAUAACGAUGAACAUUUCAGUCUCUAUACAAAAUUUAAGAGAAAACACCGUCGGGUUUCUUUAUGAAGAUGAAACUACUCAAGAAAAACAUUUUUUAGUACUUUACCAUGAGUUUGAAAUAGAAAAACUGUUUAAAAACUCACGACAAAGAACAAAGAUGCACUUUUCAGUUUUUAUACAAAAAUUUAAGAAGAAAUUUUUUUAUAGAGAUGAAACUACUCAUCAUACAACUGGACUUUUUGGUUUUAAAAAAUUAUGCUGAAACAACCGAUUUAAUAAAAAUGUUGAAAUGAUAUUGCAUAUGCUCUAUCCGUAUGUCGUUGAUAGCUUAGAUUUUGUAAUAAUUGUUAGAUUGUUUUGUAAUAAAAUAAUGAAAGUUUA